Molecule: messenger RNA, 962 nt
Organism: Ricinus communis (castor bean)
Lineage: Eukaryota; Viridiplantae; Streptophyta; Magnoliopsida; Malpighiales; Euphorbiaceae
Product: caffeoyl-CoA O-methyltransferase
Exons: 5
Coding region: 104-835 (243 amino acids)
Molecular function (GO): O-methyltransferase activity; S-adenosylmethionine-dependent methyltransferase activity
Source: RefSeq, a predicted model, not a curated record
GCGUUAUUAAAACCCCUCACUCUGGAGAAAAUAGAUUCUUCAUCAAACAGUUGCUCUGCAAAACUUUAAUUUUCUCCAAAGUAGAGGUUUUUGAGUUUUAGGUAUGAACCCACUUCCUCCGAAAGGGAUCCUCCAGAGCCAUGCUCUUGAAAAGGUUUGUAUAGAACUCUCUAGCAGUACAUCUAUGAAACUAGUAUAUAUCCUAGAGAGCAUGAAGAACUCAAGAAUUUACGGGAAACUACAGUGGAGAAGUAUGGCAGCAGGUAACUACAUCAUGUCUGUGCCAGUAGAUGAAGGGCUAUUCAUAGCAAUGCUUGUGAAGAUCAUGAACGCCAGGAGGACAUUGGAAAUUGGUGUUUUUACAGGCUAUUCUCUCCUUGCCACAGCGCUUGCUUUGCCUGAUGAUGGCCAGGUAACAGCAAUAGACAUAGAUAAAGAAGCUUUUGAAGUUGGAUUACCAUUCAUCCGGAAAUCAGGCGUAGAGCACAAAAUCAAUUUCAUCAAAUCAGAGGCCAAGUCGGUACUAAGUGAAUUAUUGAGUAAUGAUAAGCCCAGGGAGGAAUAUGAUUUUGCAUUUGUGGAUGCUGACAAGCCAAACUACAAACACUACCAUGAGCAAUUGCUGAAACUUGUUAAGGUUGGAGGAAUUAUAGCGUAUGAUAAUACCUUAUGGUUUGGUUUUGUUGCGCAAGAAGAAAAUGCAGUGCCAGAGCAUAUGAGGCAUUCAAGAAAAGCUAUACUGGAAAUCAAUAAGUUUUUAGCUAAUGAUCCUCGCAUCGAGAUCUCACAAGUUUCUGUUGGGGAUGGUAUCACUUUAUGCAGGCGUCUUUAUUGAGAGUUCAUCCGUUUUGGACUGAAAAAGUUCCAAAAACUGUGUUUGUAAAUGUAAGUUGUAUGAUCAGUAGCUUGCUUUGUGAAUUUGGCUUUGUUAUUAGUAACAUAUCCCAUUAAUUUGCAGUUAA